CCCUGACAUAGACCGCACAAAGAGAGAGAGAGAGAGAGAUAGUGGAAGCCAGGAGAUACAGCCAGCUGAAGCAUCCCUGUUUCCUUGGACAAACAUCUCGGACGCAAGACCAGACCUUGGGACUGAUCGACAAGACUCCAUUGGGGGCGAUAAACCUGAGACAGAUCUUCCAAACAGCAGAGAAGAUGCCAAUCUGUAACGUCCUGGAGAAGUGUAAUGGUGUGGUGGUGGGAGCUGAGCUGACCUGCAGUGUACGGGAGGAGAACAAGGCUCAGAGGGAGAGCUACAGUGCUGACUGGAACAGUGUCAGUCUCAAGACUCGACCUCAGGAAAGGCAGACAAUGAACAUGAACGAUGACUCUCGCAGGGAGACUCUGUCCCGACAGUGGCAGGCACGUUCGCUGAUACAGACCUGCCCCUCUGGUGUCUUCAGAGUGGGCACCGUUGAAAGAGGGGUGAGGGAGCACCAGCUGCUGCCGAAGAGAAACACCCUCCCCUUGCCCAUCUUCACCCCCACAGAGCUGGGCGUCAGGCUCGGGCGCGGGGCCCCGCACACCGAGGAGGACCUGCAGCCCUUCCCCACUCCAGAUGGAGUCUGUCCCAGCAAGAGGACCGUGGACGAGAUCACAAGAGAUCUUCCCCCAGUCAAGCCGACCCUCAUGGAAUUCGCCAAAGCACCCAAAGCCCUGGGUCGCUCCAUGUCCCUGGAGGCUCAGAGAGGGUGAAAAACAAAAGGACAAAAAGAGAGAGAGGAUGUUAGGGAGAGAUGAGAAGGAUGAGAGAUGGAGAAGGAUAGUCAUUGAGCAGAGCAUGUCAGGAAAGAGCAUGACAAGAUGUAUAUAGAUUUAUCUCUAGUGACAUUCAUCAUAAACCCUACAUACUGUAGAUUUUUAGCACUGUCUGUGUUUCUUGGCGAGCACAGCACCAGGUAAAUGUCACGCUUUGUCACUGUUGGCAUUUGGGUGGUCAGUGGUAUUAAAAAUGGUUACAUGAAGGCAUUCGCAUCGUGAUGGAGAGUCAGGGUGUGUGUUCUCAGCUGUGCCGUGGGUUAGUCUCUGCCUGUGCUGGCCGGCUGGGCUCACCAUAUCUGCUGAUCUCUCACUGGAAACACUGUGACCCAACUGUUGCAUGCAAUGGUGCACCUUAGCCGUGCUGCAUGCACUUCCAUUGGACUUUCUUCUGUAUUGAAAUGUGCCAGUAAGGGAAAUGAAAGUGUUCUUGUGGUCACCUGACUUGUGGAUUCUACCUGUAAUAGGGGGUGAAGGAGUGCAAUGAUGCAGAAAGUGACAGAUAGAAAAUGACAUGCAAAAGGCAGAAGCAAGUAGCAAACUGUAAAGAGGGAUGGAAAAAAGGGAGAGGGAGUCAGGGGGGAAGGGGAGGGGUGAGGGCUCGGGGAACAUGCCUUGGUCAGCAUCCAGGCCUCCAGAAGCCCUUGACAGUCUCUGAUCUCUGUGAAGAGUACAGAAUGCGCCAGUGUGAUCACACACUGCAGCUGUACAUAUGUGUGUGUGUGUCCUUCUCCGUGUGUGUGUGUGUGCCCCAGCUGACACCUCUAAUCAAGAGGACUUAGGAAAACUGAUAACCUGUUAUUUACUGUGUAUUAACUGAUCUGCCUUGUUCGUUGAGUGGCAGCUCAUGUUCAUAUCUGAUAGAGGAACAGACACUGUAGUAGCUGAGAAUACCUAGUGGUGUAAAUGAAUUUGAAAUUGAGUGCAAUAAUGUUGAAAUAUUUAUCCUAGAUAUUUAUUAUUUUUACAAAUAAAAGCUAUGUUGCUCAA
Messenger RNA from Lates calcarifer (barramundi perch), 1778 nucleotides. It is a transcript of the gene tcap, whose product is annotated as titin-cap (telethonin). The record is from RefSeq and is a predicted model, not a curated record. Lineage: Eukaryota; Metazoa; Chordata; Actinopteri; Centropomidae. Gene Ontology annotation, cellular component: Z disc. Gene Ontology annotation, molecular function: structural constituent of muscle; titin Z domain binding; protein-macromolecule adaptor activity. The coding region runs from base 186 to 725 and encodes 179 amino acids. The transcript is spliced from 2 exons. Gene Ontology annotation, biological process: cardiac myofibril assembly; sarcomerogenesis; cardiac muscle tissue morphogenesis.